Molecule: messenger RNA, 2892 nt
Organism: Ochlerotatus camptorhynchus
Lineage: Eukaryota; Metazoa; Arthropoda; Insecta; Diptera; Culicidae
Product: putative helicase MOV-10
Exons: 5
Coding region: 94-2892 (932 amino acids)
Biological process (GO): regulatory ncRNA-mediated post-transcriptional gene silencing
Cellular component (GO): P granule; cytosol
Molecular function (GO): RNA binding; 5'-3' RNA helicase activity
Source: RefSeq, a predicted model, not a curated record
UGUCGCUUUGCUCAAAAUACAAAGCUUCGAAAACGUGACUAAGUCAAGUCUUGAUUCCGUCUCCGUGUGCAGUGCGUCGAACAGUUUCUAAAAAUGCAAAAUAACAUCAAAAAUGAUUUUGAUCCGUCAGCUAUUCGCAGACCUAAAGCCGGAAUAAACGAGAUCCUGCGGGAUGUGCUGGCACUCUGCCACCGAGAGGGAUUGCUAAGCGUGGAUGGUGUCGUAUCGUCCGAUACGGUAUUCCGCCGCUUUUCUUCGGAGGUGUUCCGGCAGCAUAAGCAGGAUGUACGGUUGCGCGAGUUUCAAAUGCUAAUGAGCAGGUCCAAUGUGGUGUUGGAAGUUAUUAACAACCACAAAGAGUACCGAAUCCAAUUGCAGAAAAUUAUCACCGAACAGGAGCCGUCUAAGGGGAAACAGAAUGUAAAAGCUCCUGAGCAGAAUAUCCGGAACUUCGAUAUGAGCCCCCUGUUAUCGAGUUUACAGGACUAUUCGCUUGUCCGCGACGAACAGUACCCAGAACCGAUCAAAAUCGGCGCUGAUAUAAACUACGUCAUUACUGUUAGUCGACCCAUGAAUCCAGCCUCUCUGGUGCAAGGUUACGGCUGUCUGAUAUGUCGAGAGAAUUUCCGCAGCGCAAUGGCAUAUCUUUAUCACAUCGCAACACACGGAUCAACACUGACCAUUCAGGUGGGAGAAACACUCCGUCGUACUAAAAGUUUCCUUAAAGUGACAUUCUGCUAUAAGGAACACCAAGUGAUGUCCACCCUUGAAAUGCACAACCGAGAGGGUUCUGCACUCAUAAUCAACGGUGUCUACCUCUAUCACAAGAACUUCGAGCUGUUUCCAAUCGUUUUACAAUCAGUCAAGCUGGAACCAGGGAAAAGCCUAGAGUUUUCCAUUCAGAGCCGAAUGUUCGUAAAAUCACGUGACAUGUAUUCACUGCUGAUAAUGUACCGCCGUUCCAGGGAGCAGUGCGAUCUUCUAGAACAGCACUACAUACGGGUUUUUGAGAUCAAAAAGAUCGAUUCUAAACCGAUUAGGCCGGGUUUCCUUGGAGAUUAUCUUCCUUCGAAGAAUAUCUGUACGUUGGUGGCAAACAAUUUCCAAAUCGUUUCAUCCUACACGCCUGAGCAGAAGAAGUUGCAUGAUACCAUUCGAAAUUACUUCCACGCCGAUCCGCGGACCCGCUUGAACGCAUCCAACUAUUGUUCUAUGCUGGAACUGAUGGUCCACAUACAAGACCUCAACAUCCAAUGUGACUUGGCACAGUACCGAGCUGAUGAUGCAAGAAUCGUCCCAACGCAAAUGCCACGAAUGUAUCGUAUCGAUACAGCGCAGUUCAUUUCUCUUCCGCUGAAUCUCGCUGAAGGUGACAUCAUUCAGCUGACCAUGCCUAAUUCAAAUGGCGGUGCUGCAACGACAGUGCAGGGCACCAUAGGCCAGAUCCUGUACGACCAUAUACUCGUUGAAAUGGAAGUCAAGCUUCAGGCAAACUGUCGAUGUCAGGUGAAGCUACAGGCCAAUCGAGUUGUUUGCCGGCUGGAACUGCAGGCUCUCGCCAUUGUACGACAGCAGGAAUUAGCACCCCUGUUCUUCCCUAGUGAAGUACCGAACCUGAUGCAACAGAGUGUUGAAAUGAUCACAUCCUGGAUGAACCCCUGCAUGGACAACACGGAGCAGCAAGCGGCCGUCAAGAGUAUUCUGAACCGGGUAUCGCAGCCCUUACCUUACAUACUGUUUGGGCCACCGGGUACCGGUAAAACGACCACAGUCGUCGAAGCCAUCGUCCAAAUCUGCACUCACCAUCCAAAAACGCACAUUCUGGUGACGGCUCAGUCCAACUCGGCUUGCGAUGAAGUUGCGCUACGCCUGAUGAAGUUCUUGACCCCGAAUGAUCUGUAUCGAUUUUACUCUCGCUCCAGUGAAAAGCGCCUCGACGAAAUCCCGGAAAAGCUGCAGUAUAUUUCGAAUCUUUCCGGUGGUAAACAUAGCUGGCCGACUUGGGAGAAUGUAUACCAAACUAAAGUGUUGAUCUGCAGUUUAUCCAUCUGUGGACGUUUGGUGCAGAGUAAAAUUCGUAACAAUCACUUCAAGUAUGUUUUCAUCGACGAGUGCGGAAGUGCGUCGGAGCCAGCAGCGUUGGUAGCGCUGGCUGGUCUUGUAAGUUCCAAGGGCAAACUUAACGCUAGCGUUGUCCUGGCUGGAGAUCCUUAUCAACUUGGUCCAGUAGUUCGGAGCGAGUUGGCUAUGAAAAUGGGUCUCGGUAUGUCUAUGCUGGAGCGGUUGAUGAAACUACCCGUUUACCAGAAAGAUCCCGAAACGAAGCAGUACAAUCCUCAGUUGAUAACGAAACUGGUGAGGAACUACCGUUCGCAUGAAGCGUUGAUUAAGUUUUCCAACGACCAAUUCUACGAGGGCGAGUUGCGUUGCUUUGCAUCAGAGGAUGUCACCGUGGCGGAAAACUGGAAAUGGUUACCGAAUAAGAACUUCCCCAUCAUUUUGCAUACCGUGUUUGGCUCGAAUGAACGGUCAACGCAAAGCAAAAGCUUGAUGAAUCAAGCGGAAAUUGAUAUGGUCGAGUUCUAUUUAGAUUUCCUGCUGAAAGCUGGCAUCAACGAUAGAACAAUCUACCAGGAGGACAUCGGAAUAAUAUCCCCCUAUCAGCUGCAGGUUCAACGAUUGAGGCAUAUGUGUCUGAAGAAGGAAUGGCCAUCCGUUGAGAUUGGCUCUGUCGAACAGUUUCAAGGACGCGAGAAGCUUGUGAUUAUACUGUCCACGGCUCGCUCCCACACGCCAGACGUGGGCUUCCUGAACAACGUGAAACGACUCAAUGUGGCUCUGACCAGGGCGAAAGCUCUUCUGAUAAUCUUUUUUUUUUUUUUUUUUUUUUAG